UUGUUUUGAAUAUUUACGGUAAUUCCAUCAGCGCCGUACUGUGCCCUCGGAAGUACUGUUGCUUAUGUUUGUAUAUCCGGACGAACUUGCAGGUUCGAUAGUUUGUACAGUAACGCGCUUGUCUGUUUAAGUUUUUCCUCUACAUAAAGAUAGAGCUUGUAAAUACACAAAUUAACAAAGAGGCGCUAUUUAAUCGUGGGGAAAAUGAAGAACUGUGUCGCCUUUCAGACACAGUUAGCCUCCAUUAUGGAAGUGUUAGCAAAAGCAGCCGUUGCGGAAAUAAGCGAACUUGUUGAAGAGGGGUCCGUCGUGCUGCGUUUGGAAGUAUCCCGAAGCCAUAAAGAAAUCGACGGUCUGAGGAGGAAACUACAGCAAGUGGAGAGCGAGCUGAGGUCGACACAAGAAGCGGCUGCGAGAGAGAUCCGCUCGAUUGGAGUUCAGGUUGAGGACCAGUUUGGACGAGCUGAAAGAGGAGCUGUUCAGGGUGCUUCUGAUGCUGGAGAGAGACCUCCCUUUGAACAACGGCUCAAGGAGAAAAAAUUUGAUGCACAGACACACGACACAGGGUCUGUUUCUGGAUUUACGGUGAAGGCAGAGCAAGAGGAAGAGCAUGUAGCCCGGAGACUCAAUCAGACAGGAUGUGAACCCAGUGCAGGAAGACUCAACAAUCUGGGCUCUGAGUAUGUGAUGUAUGAGAGAGACAGUCAGCUGUGGACUUCCUUUACCCAAGAGGACAGUGACAUAGAGUCUGAUGAUCCAGUUUGUUCUGAAGCUACAGAACAGAGCUCACUGCUACAGCAUACACCUGCCACCAUGGAAGUCUCCGGAAACACGCUACCCUCCUUGGGGAAAGACGUUUGUGUUGUUGAUGGUGGUCUUGUAAAAGAGGAAGCAGAUGGGCAGUGUGUAUACAGUGAAGAGAACAGCUCUGAGAUGGGUGGCACACAACAGACAGAGUACAGACAGCCUCCGCUCUCGAUGAAUGAUAAUCUAACCUCACAGCUCUGGCAACCGCUGCAGCAGCCCCCUUUAGACUGGCAAAUAGGAGUUGCUGAGAGCAUCACAGAUCCAAACUCAAAAAGCAACCAAAAAAACAGAAUUCACUGGAGAACUGGCGUAAGGGAGAAAGCUCAUAGCUGCACACAGUGUCAGAAAGGUUUUGAUCGUUUCAUUGACUUGGAGAGACACCAGCGAAUCCACACAGGAGAGAAACCGUUCAGCUGUGCGCAGUGUGGAAAGCGUUUCAGUCUGAGGUGUAACCUUAUCACACAUGAGAGGGUUCACAGUGGAAAUAAACCAUUCGCUUGUGCUCAGUGUGGGAAGAGAUUUGCUCAGGGAUCUAACCUUAGAGCACACCACCGAAUUCAUACAGGAGAGAGACCAUAUCACUGCACCCAGUGUGGGAAGAGUUUCACUCAGCUGAGUAGUCUUAAAACACACCAGAAAGUUCACAAUAGAAAUGAACUACUAGAAUUUGGAAUUAACUGUAUGUGAUUAUGCUAAGUUCAAAGGAAAUACAGUUUAUAUUGGCCAUAUAAACAGAAAUAUCAAAAGGCUGCCUCUGGACAGCACUUGCAUAUGAGGACUGGAUCCUUAUGAGGGCUAGCACAUUAGCCACACUCACAACGAGGGCUAGGGCUAGUGCUAGUGCUUUAACCACGCUUACACUGACGACUAAUGCUAGCGCAUUAGCCACACUCACAACGAGGACUAUUGCUAAUGCUUUAGCCACACUUACACUGACGGCUAGUGCUAGUACUUUAGCCACACUCACAAUGAGGGCUAGUGCUAAUGCUUUAGCCACACUUACACUGACGGCUAGUGCUAGUACUUUAGCCACACUCACAAUGAGGGCUAGUGCUAGUCUUCGAGUAUGUUAUUCAUAGAGACGACACCAAUAGAAACCUAUGGGGAGAAAUUCGGCCACACAGGACACCAAGAAAUGUAAUAGUUUCACUCACCACACGUGCUCAGUUCUGUCCUUAGUCACAUGCACAACGAGGAAAUCGCAGGGUAAUGGCGUACCUUGGCGGUUGAACCAAUGAACAAUGUUUGCGCUGCUGCGAAGUGAGGCUGUGAAGAUAUGAUGUCAGUGUUUUUUGAGAAAUAAAAACAUCUGUAAAAACAAAA
This is a messenger RNA of Conger conger (European conger), 2130 nucleotides long. RefSeq names its product zinc finger protein with KRAB and SCAN domains 1-like. Gene Ontology annotation, molecular function: DNA-binding transcription factor activity, RNA polymerase II-specific; RNA polymerase II cis-regulatory region sequence-specific DNA binding. NCBI's taxonomy places the organism in Eukaryota, Metazoa, Chordata, Actinopteri, Anguilliformes, Congridae. Bases 205 to 1494 code for a protein of 429 amino acids. The transcript is spliced from 2 exons. Gene Ontology annotation, biological process: regulation of transcription by RNA polymerase II. The record is from RefSeq and is a predicted model, not a curated record. Gene Ontology annotation, cellular component: nucleus.